This is a messenger RNA of Phoenix dactylifera (date palm), 3060 nucleotides long. Lineage: Eukaryota; Viridiplantae; Streptophyta; Magnoliopsida; Arecales; Arecaceae. The record is from RefSeq and is a predicted model, not a curated record.
AUGGCGAGCCGAGGCAACCUAGGUCCUUCUAGCGAUGAAGAACCUCGUAGAGAGCGAGAUCUUCGCGACAUAGAGAAUGAUGAGUUGCGGCGGCAAGUCCAAAAUCUUAUCGAAAGGUUGGUUCGUUAUGAGCAAAACCCGAGUGAAGAGGAGGGCGGCACCACUGAAGAAGAUCGCAACACCUUCCGUGACCAAAGUUUACGUCGUGGUAGAAGGAGCAACUCUUCUUUAUCUCACCAACAUCGUCAUCAAUUUCGAUUUCCAGACAUCAGGAUAAACAUUCCUGAGUUUGAAGGAAAAAUGCAACCCGACAUCUUUCUAGAUUGGCUUAACACUAUUGAGCGAAUCUUUGACUACAAAGAGGUCCCCGAUGAGCUUAAAGUGAAGAUUGUAGCCAUCAAGCUUCGAAAGCAUGCAUCAAUCUGGAUGCGAACCGUGGAGGAGUAUACUGAAGAGUUUGACAAUCUUAUGGUUCGUUGUGGUGUAGCAGAGGCCGAAGAGCAAAUAAUAGUUCGUUACCUUAGCGGAUUGAGGCGUGACAUCCAUGAUAUGGUACACCUCCAUUCUUUUAUUUCUCUUAAUGAUGUUAUUAAACUUUCUACUAAGGUGGAACGUCAACUUCAACAACGGCGAGAAAAGGGUUUAACAAAUGCUCCUGGAGGCCGAAAUUUCAAGCAUGAGGGCAUUCCUAACCGGGGGAGUGCAUCGCAAUCUCAUUCGUCUUCUACAUCCAAGCCAACCACAACGGUGAAAAAAGAUGCUUCAUCUUCUUCUCGGCCAACAUCAUCUCGACCUCAAUGUUUCAAGUGUUCUGGCUAUGGGCAUAUUGCUUCUGAGUGUCCAAAUAGAAGAGUGGUUUCUCUUGCUGAAGAAGGUGAUGGUGAAGAAAAUGAGUCAGAUUCUAUAUAUGAUGAAAUUGAAAAAGACAUCACAUAUAGUGAUCAUGGUGAAGCUCUUGUGGUCCGUCGAACCCUGAAUUCAGUACGAAGCAAAGAUGAUCAUAUGUGGCUCCGGCACAACAUCUUUCAUACUCGAUGUACGGCUCAUGGCAAAAUUUGCAAUAUCAUUAUCGAUGGAGGAAGUUGCGAGAAUUGUGUCUCAGUGGAGAUGGUGGAAAAGUUGAAACUCAAGACAGAACCUCACCACCACCCAUAUUCUCUUUCUUGGCUUAAGAAAGGAAAUGAGGUAAAAAUUUUCCAACGUUGCCUUGUUCAAUUUUCAACUGGGAAAAAUUACCGUGAUGAAAUAUGGUGCGACGUGGUUCCUAUGGACGCUUGCCAUUUACUUUUGGGGAGACCAUGGUUAUUUGAUAGAAGGGUUGUUCAUGAUGGAUACAAAAAUACUUAUGCAGUCUUGAAGGAUGGUGUCAAAAUAACCCUUGGGCCUUCAAAAAUGGACAACACACCCAAACCCAUUAAGGGAGAGGGAAGUACCUUUUUGUCCAUGGCAGAAUUUGAAGUUGAAAUUCGAGAAGCCUCCCAAGCAUAUGCUCUCAUAGUGGUGGAAUCUAACCCAGAAGGCAAUUUGUUGCCACCCAAGAUUACUUCUUUUUUGCAGGAAUUCCGAGAUGUGACUCCCGAUGAAAUUCCUUUUAAUCUUCCACCAAUGAGAGAAAUUCAACAUUGCAUUGAUCUUAUGCCAGGUGUAACUUUACCAAACAAGGCGGCAUAUAGAAUGAGUCCCAAGGAGCAUGAAGAAUUGCAAAGACAAGUGAACGAGUUGGUGGCCAAAGGUUUGGUACGUGAAAACAUGAGUCCAUGUGCGGUUCCUGCCUUACUUGUCCCCAAAAAGGAUGGAACAUGGCGCAUGUGUAUUGAUAGCCGAGCUGUUAACAAGAUCACCAUCAAAUACCGUUUUCCUAUCCCUCGGCUAGACGACAUGUUAGAUCAACUUGCCAGCGCUUGCAUCUUCUCCAAGCUUGAUCUUCGAAGUGGCUAUCAUAAAAUUUGCAUGAGACCGGGUGACGAAUGGAAGACGGCAUUCAAGACAAGAGAUGGACUAUAUGAAUGGCUUGUGAUGCCAUUUGGGCUCUCUAAUGAACCAAGCACAUUCAUGCGCCUCAUGAAUCAAAUCUUCAAGCCUUAUAUAGGUAAAUUUGUCGUUGUUUACUUUGACGACAUUUUGGUCUAUAGCAGGGAUCAAGAGCAACACUUGGAGCAUCUUAGACAAAUCUUUAUGAUGUUGCGAAAGGAGAAGCUCUAUGUCAACCUUCGCAAAUGCGACUUCUUGACCGAUAGCUUAAUAUUUUUGGGUUAUAUGGUCACCUCCAAUGGCAUCAAAGUUGAUCCUAAGAAGAUUGAAGCUAUCUCUAGUUGGCCGGUACCUCGUACCAUUCACGAGAUCCGGAGCUUUCAUGGGUUGGCCACAUUUUAUCGAAGGUUUAUACGACAUUUCAGUUCUAUUAUGGCCCCCAUCACAAAUUGUUUGAAAGGUGGAUUCUAUCAAUGGACUAUGGAGGCUCAAGAAAGUUUUGAGAAGCUUAAGGUAUUAAUGACAACGGCCCCUAUCCUUGCCUUGCCGGAUUUUGAAAAAGUUUUCGAGGUGGAUUGUGAUGCCUCUAAUGUGGGCAUUGGCGCGGUGCUUAGUCAAGAAGGACGCCCUAUUGCCUUCUUUAGCGCCAAACUUGGAGAUGGGCGAAAGAACUAUUCAACAUAUGAUAAAGAAUUUUAUGCUAUUGUUGAGGCUCUUCGUCAUUGGCGGCACUAUCUUAUGACUAAGGAAUUUGUUCUCUACUCCGAUCAUGAAGCCUUGCGAUUCCUCAAUACUCAACACAAGCUUAGUGCAAGGCAUGCCAAGUGGAUUGAAUUUUUGCAAUCUUUUACCUUCACCAUCCGUCAUAAAGCCGGAAGUCUCAAUCAAGUUGCGGAUGCUCUUAGUCGAAGACAUGCUUUGUUGUCAACCUUGGAGAUUAAGGUAAUCGGUUUUGAUUUCAUCAAAGAUCUCUAUUCUAAUGAUGAUUAUUUUGGCGAGAUUUGGGCUCGAUGCAGUAAUGCUCCUCAUGAAGAUUAUUCAAUUCAAGAAGGUUACUUAUUUAAAGGUAACUAAUUAUGUAUUCCUAAU